CGGUCGGUAGAACGCGUUCAGCAGCGCAACCGUGCGGUAACAACCCGCUAGCCAUAGUUCACCGUUUGCGUGAGUAUGUUUUGGUACACGCAGAGGCGUUAAAGUGGGUAAAGAGUGGGCAAUAAGCCGAAACACGAAAGCCAUUUGGAGGAAGAGAACACAAGCGUGGCUCAUAAUAUAGUGGUGAAGUGAGUGAUUGUGUAAAGCUGUCAGCAGGUGUGCCCGGUACCGGUGUACCGUUGAUUGGAAAUUUUCGCCUGCCGUGUGACGGAGAAGGAAAAGCGCACUGGCCAGAAGAAACAAAACUGGCUGGAGCAAAGCAGUGGGGCAGUGUGAGACGAUCGUCCUAAUCUGGCCGACGGCUAACAAACGGCAAACUUUUUCUUUCCCCAUUCAGCCUGACGACCGGCCGACCGUCUCAAGUGGGCAAGCAAACUUGGUUUUAAUAUUUAAUCGCAUCAUAUCCCAAUCACGGCCGACAUACUUCAGCUCAGCUCGACCGUAAAAUCCUCCCGACCCUGCAAGUGUGGAUUCCUUCCUAAUACACGGUGAAAAACUAUCGAAAAAAAGGGUGAAAGAGUGUGAAAAAAGAGGGAAAACUCGUACUCCGUUCGAAGCAAAACGGUGUGCCGGAUACGUUUUGUGCAGGUGUGAAACCACUCGUGCGAAAACAACGCCCAGUGACAGUGGUCCACUUUUUUCCGGUAGAACCCAUAAAAAGUGUUCGUUUGUGUGUGUGUGUGAGUGAGCCCCGACAUUCCAAAACGUGUGACAAAAGUUGUCCUGCCAAUUGAAGCAUGGAAGCGGUGGCGAAACCUUCCUCGACACGCUCACAGCCCGCACACUCGGUGCAGAGUCAGCAGCAAAUUGCGAUCGAAAUUAUCAGCGAGUCACCACCGAUCGCCCAGCAUCAGCAGCAGCAGCCACCACACCAGCAGCUGCAACAUCAGGAGCUUCAGGCGCACACCCUACUACAGCAGUGCCAGCAACAGCAACAGUCAGCGGCGGUCCCGCAGCCCAACGUGGACAUUGUGUUGCGCGAAUCGACCCGCAGCAAUCUGGUCAGCCGAAAAAAGCCCUCGAGCGCGGACGGCAAGAAGAGUUCGGGCCACAAGAGCCGGGACGACCAGAAGGGCGAAGGCAAGUCCGUGUACCGGAAGUUCUUCAAGCGCAUCAAAACCAUCCUGGACGGUGCGGAUCCGGACGCGGCCAGCAAACCGGAAGCCGAAGAUCUGCCCGUACCGGCACGCUACUAUCCGGACUCGCUAGUCGAACUGACGCGGACGGCCCGCUUUACCGAGGAGGAGAUCAAGCGAAUAUACCGCGGCUUCAAGGCCGAAUGUCCGACCGGCAUCGUGAAGGAGGAAACGUUCAAGGGCAUCUACUCACAGUUCUUCCCGCUCGGUGCGAGCAGCGGCCAGUACGCUCACUACGUCUUCAACUCCAUCGAUCUCGACCGGAAUGGCUCAUUAAGCUUUGAGGAAUUCGUCGCCAACCUGUCGAUUCUGCUGCGAGGCACCGUCGAUGAGAAGCUGCAAUGGACCUUCUCACUGUACGACAUCAACGGCGACGGAUGCAUCACCAAGGAGGAGAUGAAGGAAAUCGUAACGGCCAUCUACGAGCUGAUGGGCAAGGUGCCGGAAGGCUGCGAAGAGGAACAAGCCAUCAAGGAAAAGGUCGAACGGCUGUUUGAGAAAAUGGAUCGCAACUGCGACGGCAAGAUAACGCUGGACGAGUUCAUCGAGUGCUGCACGAAGGACGAAAGCAUCCGCCGAUCGAUAGCCGUGUUUGACACCAUCUUCUAAAGACGCAUAUCCACUACGCCGCACAUUUUAUUGAGAUAAAAAAAACACGUUCCUGCACGUCCAGCUUUCCUUCACCGAAUAUCUCUUGUCUUGGUGGAUAGAUAGAACGGUCGAUGGUGCUCAGCACUAGUACCCAUACAGCCGGGAGAAAUACAUUUUAUGGGUGACUUAUCUCACAGCAAAUCACAACGAAAUGAUGCUAGUGUAGGGCAAGAUGUGUGCUCCCUAAUUUUACGGUACGAUCUUCACUAUCGGCAAGACAGAAAAUUGUGGACAUCCAACUCUUAUCCAAAAGCAAACCAGCGCAAAGCUCCAGCCGUUAGAUGAGUUCCACUGAGAUGCCAUGUUUUGCAUGAUGUUCAAACCUUUAUCGACAGAUUCUAGCUCCUGUUACUAUGUAUAUUGGGUUAGAUGCAACGCAAAUACUGAAAGCACAAGCGUUUCACUUUUAAAAAUUUGCACCAUCUUAACUAACUGGGGAUCGUGACGCGGCGUGAAAAACUGCUACCGUACCGAGCUUUCCGAGAGAAACUAACAAAAAUCCUUAAGCCCUACCUGUACGUACGUGUUUAAUUCCAAAGUGAUAUUGUUGUUGUAAAAGUUAAUAGUCUCCCUCUCUCUCUCACGCUUUAAAGCUUCCAUUGCUAAAAAGAUGCAAUCAGAUGGAGCUCCAUUCUUUAAAAUCCAUUAAAAAUAAGUUAUUGUUGAAAAUACAGUCUUACUAACCUUAUCUCCUCAGAACAAAAAAAAAUGUAGAGAGCCUACCAGUACCUAAAACUUGUAACCAGAACAACAGAAAGAAAGCAGGCAAAAUUUAUCCUACACUAAUAAUAGCAUAACCCGACCCGUGGUUUGGUUAUUUUCUCCCGAUGGAAAGAUCUUUAAAGGCUUGCAAAGCACAAACUGUACUGUACUGCAUAGUUUGGUGUUAAAAUAGUUAAAAAAAGAGCUAUUUUCUCUUUCGUAAACAGCUGUACUAAUGUUAAAACUAAUGUUGAACCUUUACUUAAAAUUAGCCAGGUAGCAUAGCGUCCUGGCGUGACCAUUGUUGUUCCAUAUCUAAACUCUUCCAAGUUACUAUUAUGCAUAUAUUUAUAACACACGCACACGCAGACAGGUCCGAAAGCGUGCGUCAUCGUUCCGUCUCUUGUCGUUCUAUUCUAUAUACGAUACACUUACCUCUUAUUCUAAGUCAAGCUCCUACUUUUUGGAGCAAAUGUUACAAUUUCCCUAUCACUAUCCCACUCCUAGUGCUAUUACCUACCUUGCAUAGACUAACCUAGAUGUUGUGAUUGUGACUGUUAUCAGCUGCUCCCAACCAACCAAUAAAAAAAAAAACGAUGGAGAUUUGGUAAUAUGUUUUUCGCACUUGUAAACCUGGUGUGCUUCGCUGUACGUCUCACGUUCUGCCAACUUUACAGCUUUUAUCUUCUUUCACUCAAAGGCUCGGGCGCUCUUUAGGAGCUUCCUCAGCUAAACAUUCGCUGCCUUGCUUUUAUUUGCGAUUGUUUUGCGAUGAUGAUGUCGUCCGUACCUACACACUUUUGUGCGCCGAGCUGUGCACUCUGUUAAAGUACUGUUGUUUUUUAAGAGUCAACCGAUGUGUGCUUCAUGGUAUUUUUAUUGAAUAGAUUUGCUUGAUUGGCUAAAAUGAGUGUGAGUGUGUUUGACGAAAAUUGUGGCAGAGAGUGAGACGAGUGGAGAGGGAAGAAAGGUACGUCGAGGGCUUUCACCCUUUGUUAUGGCUUUUCCCAAGGAAGAGCAUUAAGGCGGCGGGAACUGGUGGCGUGAACAAGCAAACUUAUUGAUAGAACCGAGUUUACAGGAAAUCGAAUGAUACAAUUGAACUUUAUCCCGAAAAAAGAAAAAAAAAUCAUGAAAGGCGAAAGACGAAUGUUGUUAUUUAUUCAAUAAAGAAAAGUAAAACAAUACACAUCCUACCAUGCGCAAGGACACGUAGGAUAAACACUAAUUCUUAUGGAUACACACACUCACUCUACAUAUGUGUGCGAUAUGGUAAGCGAUGCGAAUAAGCGCGAACAGAAAGGCAGAAACAAACAAACAAAAAGAAAACAAAAAGCAAAAGUCCUACAUUUUAAAUGUCUAAAUGUUUCCACAAUGUCAAUGUUGUCUUCAUGCGAGUAAAACAAAAAACACCAUUCGUGUAACUUCGUGUGUAACGUAGACGAUAGUUCCCGGCAAAUGUCCGCACUGUGUGGGGAAGUUGAAGUUGCAAAUCAGACCGACACAAACCAAACACAACAUACACUCACACACACCAACAGCACACACAUACAACAAAACAGAAAGGGAAAGCAAGAAAUCUUACCAAAAACUAAUGAUCCAUAUUUCAGUUGUUUCGAUGUUUGUAAUACGAAAAUUGUACUUCAACUAUAUCAUACAAUAAAGAGUCCCUUAUACAAAAUAAA
This is a messenger RNA of Anopheles stephensi (Asian malaria mosquito), 4234 nucleotides long. Its product is annotated as Kv channel-interacting protein 4-like. The coding region runs from base 798 to 1805 and encodes 335 amino acids. The transcript has 7 exons. NCBI's taxonomy places the organism in Eukaryota, Metazoa, Arthropoda, Insecta, Diptera, Culicidae. The record is from RefSeq and is a predicted model, not a curated record. Gene Ontology annotation, molecular function: calcium ion binding.